CACAAAAAAUUCCCUAUCGGUUUCCUCCAGAUCGCCAUCAAGUUCACCAACGAGCCGCCGGAGGGUAUCAAGGCCAACCUCAGUCGCACCUACCUGGGUAUCACGCAGGAUUUCCUGGAGAUUUGUGUCACUUUCCACUGGCGAGUCAUGCUCUACUCGCUGGCCUUCCUGCACUGCACUGUGCAGGAACGGAGGAAAUUUGGCCCAAUCGCUGGGAUCAUGCCUGAUCUAGCCGGCUUCGAUGAUGUCACUGACGGUACCUCUCCGUGCGUGGCAGCGGUUCUGGAGCUCUCUACAAAGUCUCUUCUCCAGCUCUGGAGACCUAACACCGAAGGUCCAAGAAACCCUUUCAUGUCCUGA
Molecule: messenger RNA, 360 nt
Organism: Dibothriocephalus latus
Lineage: Eukaryota; Metazoa; Platyhelminthes; Cestoda; Diphyllobothriidea; Diphyllobothriidae
Source: the annotation of a GenBank genome assembly